This is a messenger RNA of Musca domestica (house fly), 1607 nucleotides long. It is a transcript of the gene T3dh, whose product is annotated as probable hydroxyacid-oxoacid transhydrogenase, mitochondrial. Bases 159 to 1547 code for a protein of 462 amino acids. The transcript has 4 exons. The record is from RefSeq and is a predicted model, not a curated record. Lineage: Eukaryota; Metazoa; Arthropoda; Insecta; Diptera; Muscidae. Gene Ontology annotation, molecular function: alcohol dehydrogenase (NAD+) activity; metal ion binding. Gene Ontology annotation, cellular component: mitochondrion.
UAUUUACUUUUACCAGCUGGGCCAAAGAUCCAUUCGUGUUAUCACCCACAUCAAAUGGAACGUAACCGGCUGAUCGUCCAUGCACACUUUUGGAUUGCAGACAACCAUCGCAGAAGUAAACAUUAGUCUAGACAAAACAGCCGGUCAAUCCAGUCAGUAUGUCACGAAAGAAUGUUUUGAAUUUAUUAAAUAGUGUUGUUGGUAGCACAUGCAAAUGUCCAGCACAUGCAAGCGGAUAUGGAUCCAGUGUGGCAGCUGCUCAAACUGGCAAAAUGGAGUACGCAUUUGAGAUGUCCUCGUCAACGGUGCGCUUUGGACCUGGUGUCAGCGCCGAACUUGGAGCUGAUCUCCGUAAUGCGGGCACCAAAAACGUUGCUGUGAUCACUGAUCGGAAUGUGGUUAAACUUGCAAGCGUUAAGACAGCUUUCGAAUCCCUAAAAAAAUAUGGCAUCGAAUUUGAUGUUUAUGAUCAAACUCGUGUAGAACCAACCGAUAAGAGCUUAAGAAAUGCUGUUAAAUUUGCGCGUUCCAAGGAUUUUGAUUGUUUUGUGGCCAUUGGUGGUGGUUCCGUCAUUGAUACAUGUAAAGCCGCUAAUCUGUAUUCCUGUGAUAAUGAGGCGGACUUUUUGGAUUACGUCAAUAAGCCCAUUGGCAAGGGCAAAGAGGUAAAUGUUGCGCUGAAACCUUUAAUAGCUUUGCCGACUACAAGUGGAACGGGAUCAGAAUCAACUGGGGCUAUUAUUUUCGAUUACAAGAAAUUGCAUUGUAAAACUGGUAUCUCAAGCAAAUAUUUGAGACCCAAAAUGGCUCUAAUCGAUCCCUUGCAUGCCCUAUCACAACCGGAACGAGUAACCGCCUACAGUGGCUUCGAUGUGUUUUGCCAUGCCCUGGAAAGUUUCACAGCCAUUGAUUAUAGAGAACGUGAAAUGCCCACCGAUCCAAGUUUAAGACCUGUCUACCAGGGACGCAAUCCCAUUUCAGAUGUUUGGGCCCGCUUUGCCCUAAACACGAUACGAGAAAAUUUCAUCGAUGCCAUUUAUCAGCCAGAAAAUUUAAAUGCACGUUCCAAAAUGCAUUUAGCAUCCACAAUGGCUGGUGUUGGUUUCGGCAAUGCCGGUGUCCACUUGCCACAUGGUCUGUCCUACCCAAUAUCGGGUCGUGUGCGUUCCUUCAGUCCCAAUGGCUAUGACAAAGAUCAUCCCAUUAUACCGCAUGGUUUGUCGGUGGUAAUAACAGCGCCAGCUGUAUUUGAAUUCAUCGCUCCCGCUAUUCCCGAACGCCAUUUAGAAGCGGCCCAACUAUUGGGUGCUGAUAUAAGUCAAGCCAAAAAAGCCGACGCUGGACGUAUUUUAGGUGAUUGCAUUCGUGGCUAUAUGCAAAAAGCUGGCAUUGAAAAUGGCCUUAAGGGUCUGGGUUUCAACUCAAGCGACAUUCCCGAUUUAGUUGAGGGAGCAUUGCCACAACAACGUGUCUUAAAGUUGGCUCCAUUCGAACAGACUCGUGAUAACUUAGCAACAAUUUUGGAAAAUUCUUUGGAAGUUUAUUAGUUAACUCACCGUUUGUUUGGAAAUGUGUAUCACUGAUUGCAAUAAAGAUUAGUUUUUGAA